AUGGGACCUUCCCCUCCUCCAAUGGAAAUUGCUACAUAUUGGUUUGCUGUGGAUUAUGUCUCUAAGUGGGUUGAAGCCGUGGCAUCUCCUACUAAUGAUUCUAAGAAAUAUGGAGUCUACCAUCGUACUGGAUUAGCAUACCAUCCUCAAACAAGUGGGCAAGUAGAGGUUUCAAAUCGCGAAAUUAAGUCUAUACUUGAGAAGGUAGUUGCAAGGUCUAGGAAGGAUUGGAGCACGAAGUUAGAUGACACACUCUGGGCUUAUAGAACUGCAUUCAAGACACCUAUUGGUACUUCACCGUAUAGGCUUGUGUAUGGAAAAGCGUGCCACCUCCCCGUUGAACUAGAAUAUAAAGCUUUUUGGGCGAUCAAGGAGCUUAAUAUGGAUCAAAAGCUUGCGGGGGAGAAACGUCUUCUACAACUCAAUGAGCUUGAUGAGUUUCGGUUGCUAGCGUAUGAUAGUGCACGAGUCUACAGGAGAAAACCAAGAAGUGGCAUGACAAAAAGAUCCUCCCUCGGGAGUUCACGAUUGGAGAUAAGGUUUUACUCUAUAACUCUAGGCUAA
Beta vulgaris subsp. vulgaris (sugar beet) is the source of this 564-nucleotide messenger RNA. RefSeq lists its product as uncharacterized. Gene Ontology annotation, biological process: DNA integration. The transcript is spliced from 2 exons. The record is from RefSeq and is a predicted model, not a curated record. Bases 1 to 564 code for a protein of 187 amino acids. Gene Ontology annotation, molecular function: nucleic acid binding. NCBI's taxonomy places the organism in Eukaryota, Viridiplantae, Streptophyta, Magnoliopsida, Caryophyllales, Amaranthaceae.